This is a messenger RNA of Mytilus trossulus (common blue mussel), 474 nucleotides long. RefSeq names its product craniofacial development protein 2-like. Lineage: Eukaryota; Metazoa; Mollusca; Bivalvia; Mytilida; Mytilidae. The coding region runs from base 1 to 474 and encodes 157 amino acids. Gene Ontology annotation, cellular component: nucleus. Gene Ontology annotation, molecular function: catalytic activity. The transcript has a single exon. The record is from RefSeq and is a predicted model, not a curated record. Gene Ontology annotation, biological process: chromatin remodeling.
AUGGCAGACAUAUCAAAAGCAGCACAAGUAGCUAAGGAAAUGAAAAAUUAUGGUAUGGACAUACUAGGUAUCAGUGAAAGUAGAUGGAAAGGAUCAGGUGAAACCAAGCUUCAAAGUGGAGACACAGUGAUCUAUGUCGGCGAUGAUGAACAUCAAGUCAAGGGAGUAGCCAUAAUGAUGAAUGAAAGAGCUAAGAAAUCAUUGAUGGAAUGGACACCAAUCAACAAGAGAAUGAUAAAGGCAAGAUUCUAUUCAAAGUAUAAAAAGCUGACAGUUAUACAAGCAUAUGCUCCAACAAACGAUGCAAAAGAGGAAGAGAAAGAAGAAUUUUACCAACAACUACAAGACAAUGUUUCAUCCUGCAAUAAGAAUGAUAUGCUUAUAGUUAUGGGUGACCUGAACGCAAAAGUAGGCAAAGACAAUAGCCAUUUGCAAGAGGUGUUAGGAAAACAUGGAUGUGGGACAAUAAAUUAA